Messenger RNA from Rangifer tarandus platyrhynchus (Svalbard reindeer), 1065 nucleotides. NCBI's taxonomy places the organism in Eukaryota, Metazoa, Chordata, Mammalia, Artiodactyla, Cervidae. The record is from the annotation of a GenBank genome assembly.
AUGGAUACGCCGCUGAGACGCAGCCGCCGGCUGGAAGGACUAAAGCCUGAAUCUCCGGACAACCCCACCUCAGUUUUGCGGGUGAGACGGGCCCUUGUGGAGUUCGAGUCGAACCCAGAAGAAACGAGGGAGCCAGGGUCUCCACCGGGCCUGGGAUCUCCCAGUAGUCAGCCGGAGACAAGCCCAGGAUCAUCCAGUCUGCGGAAGGGGCCAGCCUUAGGGUCCCCUCGAAAGCAGCCAGAGCUGGACUCAGGGUCCCCCCAGGGUCAGCGAGAUCCAGGCCUGAAUUUUCCCCAAAGUCAGCCGGAAUCGAGUCCUGAAUCCCACCUACUUCAGCCAAAGCCAGGUGAGGAAUCACCAAAGUUCUCCCAGGACCAAGGAGAAGCGGACUCGGAGUUGCCCAAGAGUAAGGAAGAGCCGACCCCGGGGUCCCCUCGACGUCAGUUGCAGCAGGACUCAGGAUCACUAGAGCCUUUCCCCGGUCAGAAAGCACCGGGUCCUGAGCCCUCGAAGCCACUGCAGGAGCUGACACCGCGGUCGCCCGGCUCCCCACGGGAUCAGCAUGAGCCGAGCAAGUCACCUGCAGCUGGGGAGCCGGCGAGAGAAGGCCCCGCGACAAAGAAGCGAGAAGGUUCUUCGGCCCAGGCCCCAACGUCCAAGAAGCCAAAGGAGGAGGUUCCUGUAAUCCCGAAAGGGAAGCCCAAGUCUGGGCGGGUGUGGAAGGACCGCUCAAAGAAGAGGUUCUCCCAGAUGGUUCAGGACAAGCCCCUGCACACAUCCUGGCAGCGGAAGAUGAAGGACCGGCAGGAGAGGAAGCUGGCUAAGGACUUCGCCCGGCACCUGGAGGAGGAGAAGGAGCGGCGCCGGCAGGAGAAGAAGGAGCGCCGUGCGGAGAACCUGAGACGCCGCCUGGAGAAUGAGCGGAAGGCGGAAAUUGUCCAAGUGAUCCGAAACCCCGCCAAGCUCAAGCGGGCGAAGAAGAAGCAGCUGCGAUCCAUCGAGAAGCGGGACACACUGGCCCAGCUGCAGAAGCAGCCGCCACAGCGGCCGGCCACCAAAGUCUGA